This is a messenger RNA of Sesamum indicum (sesame), 1074 nucleotides long. Its product is annotated as protein EXPRESSION OF TERPENOIDS 1. NCBI's taxonomy places the organism in Eukaryota, Viridiplantae, Streptophyta, Magnoliopsida, Lamiales, Pedaliaceae. Gene Ontology annotation, biological process: positive regulation of DNA-templated transcription. Gene Ontology annotation, cellular component: nucleus. Gene Ontology annotation, molecular function: DNA-binding transcription factor activity; DNA binding. The record is from RefSeq and is a predicted model, not a curated record.
CUUAGAGGUAGCUUGUAGGGGUGGAAAAUGUCUGGGUUCUUCUCACUAGGUGGUAAAGAUCAAGACCAAGAUCAGCAAACCGACACCAAUAAUAGCUUGUUCCUGUUCAAGAACGAAGAGAUCUAUAACAAGGGUUUUGAGCUAUGGCAGCAAUACUAUCAACUGCAUCAGCAAAGACUUCAUUCUUACCAGCACCAAACUCAGCACCUCAGUAUUCAAGAUGUGGACUUUUCUGUCGGCCCGAGUAGCAGCAGUAGAAGAAAUAACAACCUUAUCAAUAGCCUUGGUGAUGAGUCUUCCCAUUAUAGCUAUAGAUCAGCAGCAGGGUUUAGGGUGAUGCGGCAAGGGAGAGGUGGAAACGAAGGAAUGAACUGCCAAGAUUGCGGGAACCAAGCCAAGAAAGAUUGCCAGCAUUUGAGGUGCAGAACUUGCUGCAAGAGCCGCGGCUUUCAGUGCCAGACCCAUGUCAAGAGCACGUGGGUUCCGGCCGCCAAACGCCGCGAGAGGCAGCAGCAGCUCGCGGCCUUGCAGCAGGAUCAUCAUCAGCAGCAGCUCACUACCAGAGGGGAUCAAAAUCCUAAGCGCCUCAGAGAGAAUCCUGGUGGUGGUGGUGCGAGUUCCGCUCUUGCUUGCACUACGUCGCGUUUGCCUGCUACGACAUCAGGGUUUGAGUUGGGACACUUCCCACCAGAAGUGAAUUCUCCAGCAGUGUUUCGCUGUGUGAGAGUGAGUGCAGUGGAUGAUGCGGAGGAGCAUCUGGCUUAUCAGACGGCUGUCAACAUCGGCGGGCAUGUUUUCAAGGGAAUUCUCUACGAUCAAGGCCCGGAAACCCGGUAUCCACCUGGUGGUGGGGGAGAGAGCUCCUCCGGCGGCGGAGGAGGAGGAUCCCAACAGCAGCCACUCGAUUUCAUUGCCGCCGCGGCAGCGACAUCAUCCGCCACCGCCACCACCACCACCAGCAACCCGAAUAUCACGAUGCUAGACCCGUCACUUUAUCCAACUCCUCUCACCGCUUUCAUGGCGGGUACGCAAUUCUUCCCACCACCAAGACAUUAAGAAGUAGAAUUUACCUCU